ACAGCGAACAGCUGUGUUUGGAGUUUUUAAAGUUUAAUUAGGUACUCUUUCUCGUUUAUUAUACAUUUAAAAAGUAAUCCAAAGACAAUGCAAUCAAUGCUGUGAUCUCCUAUGGGUUGUGAUACUACCGAAUUUCAGGUAUUUAAUAUUUUUCCUCAAAGGUUAAGAAUGAAAUGAUAAUCCAUUGACCCCACUGCAAAUCAUUGCAUCGAUAUUAUCGGGAAGGAUUAGAACAAUGACUGUAAGUACAGAUAAAAUGGCUUCAGGUGCUACAACAGAAAGCACUCCUCCAACUCAAGGUUCUGGAACAACUAACCAAGGACAUUGCAAAGGACACAGGAGGCAAGAGUCGAUGUAUGCAAUGACGGGUUUAUAUUCAGAAAGUAUACCGGAAGAGCAAUCUGAAUCUGGAUCAGCAGGUGAAGUUGGAUUAAACAAGUGCAAUACAAGUUUCUGUCACGGAGGUGACACAAUCAUUAAAUGCCACAGUAGAAACCCAUCGGCUAGUUUUGAUCGCGACCGGGCUGCUCAUUCAGGUGGCACAUUAAGUCGUUCUAGCGAGCCACCUUUAAUAUUACGAGAAACGAAGGAUUGCGGAAUUUUAGGGUUUAGACCAACAUGCAUACAACACUUGGCUGGUAUCAAGAUUUUCGUUAUGUUAUUGUCUUUCCUUGUAACCUUGCAACAAGCUCUAAGUUCGGGCUAUAUUAAUUCUGUGAUAACGACUAUUGAAAAACGGUUUGAAAUACCGUCAAGCCUGUCAGGUCUUGUAGCGUCUUCUUAUGAAAUAGGAAACGUGAUAACGGUCAUAUUUGUAAGUUAUCUGGGCAGCCGUAGACAUAUUCCCAUCUGGAUCGGGGUGGGGGCUGUUAUAAUGGGAAUUGGAUCUUUGAUUUUUAUGGUACCCCAUUUUAUUGCUGAGGAGCAUGUUGGAUCAACUGUGGUUAAUGAUACCGAAGAAAACGUGUGUCGAAUAAUAACGGUACAUGAAGAUAUGAGCUUGGGGAGACUAUCAUCUGGUUUGUCUUCUCCACCUUUGGCACCCAACAACUUGAGGGGCGACAACUGUAUCCGUGGUUCUCCCUCCACUACCGGACCGGUGCUGCUGUUUGUACUGGCACAACUACUUUUGGGUUGCGGGGGCUCUCCCCUUUUCACUUUGGGUACCACCUACAUCGAUGAUCAUGUGCGACCCGAAAGUGCGUCUAUUUAUAUAGGCUGCAUGUACAGCAUGGCGGCAUUCGGUCCUGUCCUCGGAUUUCUUCUGGGAGCAUACUUAUUAUCUUUCCAUAUGGAUUCAUUGUCUAAGAUAAUAUCGAUUAGCGUCGGUGAUAGCAGAUGGGUGGGGAUGUGGUGGGGUGGUUUUUUUCUAGCUGGUUUUCUGUUGAUAAUAGUUUCCCUUCCCUUCUUCUCCUUCCCCAAAGUUCUUGUUCACGAAAAGGAAAAAAUAAAACUGGCAGAGAAGCGCCAGCUGCCCAGUAAGGGGCCAAGCGGCAGUGCGAAAGAGCACAGGGACAAAUGUGGAGUAAAAGAUGACACCUCAUAUGGUCAAGACAUAAAGGAUAUUCCAAGGUCAAUGUGGAGGCUGGCAACAAAUCCGGUUUAUAUAAUCACUUGCUUGGGGGCGUGUAUGGAGCUCAUCAUAGUAUCAGGAUUUGUAGUUUUCUUACCCAAAUAUCUAGAAACUCAAUUCAGUUUGGGUAAAAGUCAGGCCAGUGUUUUUACAGGAUCCAUCGCCAUCCCGGGCGCGUGCAUUGGUAUAUUUAUGGGCGGGCUGGUACUUAAAAAAAUGGAACUGAGACCGAAAGGUGCGGUACAGUUUGUACUCAUUUCAAAUACGAUUUGUCUAAUAUGCUACGGACUGCUGUUCCUGUUGGGCUGUGACAAUCUAAAAAUGGCGGGAACAACAAUUCCAUACUUUACCAGUAGUCAACCUUUUCAAGUCAAUUUGACGUCGUCCUGCAAUUUCGGCUGCGAGUGCACUACGAACGACGUCGAACCUGUCUGUGGCAAUAACGGACUGACAUAUUUUAGUCCUUGCCAUGCCGGUUGCACGUCCAUAUUGAGCUCCAACUACACCAAUUGUGCCUGUAUACAUGGGAACAUCACUCUAAGAAAUAGUUCUUCCAUUAAUUUCGCUCCGCCCGAGAGCGACUACUCAGAAGUGACUAUAGUGCCUGUAGCUACGGCAGGACCAUGCAAUUCCCAAUGCCAUACUAUAUAUCCGUUUUUGAUAUUGUUAUUUUUUAUGACAUUUAUUGUGGCAAUCACGCAGAUGCCUUUACUGAUGAUAGUCUUAAGGUCCGUCAGCGAGGAAGAAAGAUCUUUUGCGCUGGGUAUGCAGUUCGUCAUAUUCAGAUUAUUCGGCUACAUUCCGGCCCCGAUUCUUUUCGGUAAUUUAAUCGAUUCCACGUGCCUUUUAUGGAAAAGCACCUGCGGAGGAUCGAAAGGAGGACGAUGCCUCCUGUAUGAUAUCGAGCAGUUUCGAUAUCGAUAUGUCGGAUUGUGCGCCGCCAUCAAAAUUUUGGCAUUGGGAAUAUUUUUAACAGAUUGGUGGCUGGUGUGCAAAAGGAAGCAAUUGGACGAAGAAAAUGUUAUGUCUGCGAGUGAAAUUGUCGGUUCCAUUAUAAGUUUGGAUAAACUAUUCGCCGAGGGGCCCCAGAGUAGGGGCCACUCUCGCAAUCCUAGUUCCGCGACGACUCACAAUUUUGUCGAUCCCGCGUCUCCUAACGCUCCGCAAAGGCUUAAAGAAUCUCCGGAAACUAAAAAAGAAGCGUGCACUCAACAGGCGAAUGGCGAAGAGGAUCAAGAAAAAACGGAAAAUCUUUAGCAAAAAUUUGUCGAUAUGAUUUUAAUGAAACCCCUAUUGUAAUUUUACUCAAGU
Molecule: messenger RNA, 2884 nt
Organism: Cylas formicarius (sweet potato weevil)
Lineage: Eukaryota; Metazoa; Arthropoda; Insecta; Coleoptera; Brentidae
Product: solute carrier organic anion transporter family member 3A1-like
Exons: 10
Coding region: 236-2830 (864 amino acids)
Biological process (GO): transmembrane transport; sodium-independent organic anion transport
Cellular component (GO): membrane
Molecular function (GO): protein binding
Source: RefSeq, a predicted model, not a curated record